AUGGCUUCCGGAGCUCCUCAAACGGGCCGCGUGGCACCCCCGGCGGCCCUUAACGCCAUGCCGAUUGAGAUACUUGAUCUCAUAUUGGCCCCCCUUCCGCCCAUUCAGCUCUGGCGCCUCCGUAGAGUGUCCAAACGCUUCAACGCCAUCCUCCACAGGCGUCUCCUCACGACUCUUCAUGCCAAAGCCGACCCCCUCCCGCUGACCCUCAUCAAAGAUACCGCGCCCGUGCCUCUGUCAUUCAUCUACAACCUCGUCCUCGCCAUCUUGGGCGAGGACGAAGGCCGAAAGCUUUGGGGCAAGAUCUUCCUCUCCCGGGACACGUCGCCGGAAAACCCACAUUCCUCCUGGCUGCCUGCCACGCCGCCGCCUCCCUCGUCGUCGUCGCUGCCGGACCCGGACCCCUCGGUGGCAACCGUCUGCCGUCAAAACCAACUCAGGGCCUAUCCGGACCUCUUCGCCCCGCACCUUCGUGCCUCCUCCCCUUCACUCGCCAACUUGCGUAGGAUACAUUUCUGGAGCAUCCUCCUCUGGUACAAAGAAUGGUCAUCCGUGUCCGCGGACGCACAAGCCGACGCGGUCCGCAAGAGGCGUCUCCGAUGGGCCUACAAGCAGGACCGGAACAACAAGAGGCCUGGGGACACGCCAGCCAUUGUGGAAGAGUUCACGAGGACGUACAUCCUGCGCCACCACUUCGACCAACCACCCACCCCCGCCGCCACCGGCGAGGGAACACGGGUCGUUGUACAUGAGUUCGGUGUUGGCGCCGUACUCCGGUCGGCGCCUCCCGGUACCGGAGCACUGGGUCUACGGCGUCACCAUGCGGGACAGGCCCACCGACUUCCGGAUCCCGUUUCGGAUGAGAGGAAGGCCGCGGCACGACGACGAGUAUUACGAAAUAAGGGGGCUGGUUUUCGCGAACCUAGCUGA
Messenger RNA from Colletotrichum destructivum, 930 nucleotides. Its product is annotated as Putative F-box domain-containing protein. The record is from RefSeq and is a predicted model, not a curated record. The coding region runs from base 1 to 930 and encodes 309 amino acids. Lineage: Eukaryota; Fungi; Ascomycota; Sordariomycetes; Glomerellales; Glomerellaceae. The transcript has a single exon. Gene Ontology annotation, molecular function: protein binding.